AUGAAAACCUUUCUUGCAUUGGUUCUCCUUUCAUUUAAAUUUUGUAAUGUUUUUGCUGUUGAUCCCCCUCAGGGACAGUUGAGUGUUGAAGGCAAGAAAUUGCUGGGUAAUGGGAAGCCUGCUGCCCUUCAUGGAAUGUCUCUAUUCCAGUCAAACUAUGAACCAGGUCUCCCUUUCUAUACCGAAGAAGUUGUCAAAGCAUUGAAAUGCCAAUGGAAUUCUAAUGUUGUUCGAGCUGCCAUGGGGAUAGAUGAGGGUGCUGAAGCUUAUAUGCAGGGCCCAGAACCAGAACAAACCCAGAAAGGACGAGUUGAAAAGGUGAUAAAAGCAGCUAUCGAAGUGGGAAUUUAUGUGAUAGUUGAUUGGCACACACAUAAUGCUCUGAGUCAGGAAGUCAAAGAGAAAGAAUUCUUCGAAUACAUUGCAAAAACUUAUGGUAAAGGCAACAAAAACAUAAUCUAUGAGCUUUUUAACGAACCAACUGGUGGUGACAGUGAUUGGCCCGCAAUGAAGGUUUAUCAACAAAAAAUUGUCGAUGCCAUCCGUGCAAUUGAUCCCGACAAUUUGAUCCUUAUUGGCACUCCAACUUGGUCCCAAGGUGUUGACACUGCUUCUAAGGAUAAGCUUACUGGAAAGAAUCUUUGUUAUGUUCUUCAUUUCUACGCUGCUAGUCACAAAGGGGAAUUACGUGCGAGAGCUUCAACUGCACUUGCUAAUGAUACCUGUAUUUUUGUGUCCGAGUAUGGUACUGUAAAUGCUGAUGGAAAUGGAGCUGUGGAUGAAGGUUCGACAAAGGAGUGGUGGAAAUUCUUGGACGAAAACAAUAUUUCCUACGUAAACUGGGCCAUUGAAAACAAGGAUGAAGGGGCUGCAGCUUUAAAGCCAGGCACUCAAGCUUCUCAGCUUGGUGUCGACGAGCGUUUGACUACAUCUGGAAGUUUGGUUAAGAAACAUCUUUUAGGGCAGGAUAACGGUGUCAAGUGCGAUGGUUCAUCCACUGGUUCCACCUCGCCUGCUUCAACGAGUCCAACUUCUAAUGGACCCAAAUGA
Messenger RNA from Meloidogyne enterolobii, 1050 nucleotides. NCBI's taxonomy places the organism in Eukaryota, Metazoa, Nematoda, Chromadorea, Rhabditida, Meloidogynidae. The record is from the annotation of a GenBank genome assembly.